AACUCAUAACAUUCACCAGAAUCAUUCUCACAUUCUCAGCUUCUGCUACAGGCACAGAGACCAUCCCCAGAAAGAUGAAGCUUCUGCUGCUGAGUGUGGGCUUGGCCCUGGUCUGUGGCCUCCAACCUGAGUAUAGCAGGUCAGAGGAAGACCUAUCAGAUGAAAAAGAACAAAAAUGGGCACAGCUUUCUAGACACUGGCACACUGUUGCAUUGGCCUCAAGUGACAGAGCUCUGAUUGAGGAGGAAGGUCCCUUUAGGUAUUUUAUCCAAAAUAUCACCAUAGAGCAUGGCAACUUGAAUGUAUACUUUUUGACAAGGAAAAACAGCCAAUGCAUUCCAUUAUCUCUUACUGCUUUCAAGACUAAGGAAGCACGUCAUUUUAAAUUGAACUAUUAUGGAACUAAUGAUGUCUACUAUGAAAGCUCUAAGCCAAAUGAAUAUGCCAAAUUCACCUUGUAUAACUACCAUGAUGGGAAAGUGAACAUUGUGGCAAACCUCUUUGGCCGGACUCCAUAUCUGAGCAAUGAAAUCAAGAAAAAAUUUGAGGAAGAUUUUAUAAGCAGAGGAUUUAGGAAGGAAAACAUUUUAGACAUAUCUGAUGUUGAUCAUUGCUAGAAGCUUGACCAAUAAGGAAGCUGACUCUGUCUGUCAGGGAUUCCCAGGAGACUGUAACCUUUUCUUGCUGGACUCCCCACCUGCUUUCUCCAAAGAAUUGUCAGCAUGAUAAUCACAAGUUCUGGAGGCCUCUUUGUCUCUUCUCCAAGUUUCAAGGGAAUUGUAUCCUUCUUUGAGCUCUGACUCUUUAUAGGCAGUACUCUUGGGUGACACUAUUCCUGCAAAGUCCAAUAAAUGAUUUACUCUGUGCA
Molecule: messenger RNA, 868 nt
Organism: Phascolarctos cinereus (koala)
Lineage: Eukaryota; Metazoa; Chordata; Mammalia; Diprotodontia; Phascolarctidae
Product: trichosurin
Molecular function (GO): small molecule binding
Source: RefSeq, a predicted model, not a curated record